Messenger RNA from Oncorhynchus kisutch (coho salmon), 4225 nucleotides. Its product is annotated as zinc finger homeobox protein 4-like. Bases 586 to 4101 code for a protein of 1171 amino acids. Gene Ontology annotation, cellular component: nucleus. Gene Ontology annotation, molecular function: DNA-binding transcription factor activity, RNA polymerase II-specific; RNA polymerase II cis-regulatory region sequence-specific DNA binding. The record is from RefSeq and is a predicted model, not a curated record. The transcript has 5 exons. Gene Ontology annotation, biological process: regulation of transcription by RNA polymerase II. Lineage: Eukaryota; Metazoa; Chordata; Actinopteri; Salmoniformes; Salmonidae.
ACGCGUUCCGCCCUAAGGGCUUUGCUCUGGACAGGGGCUCAGUGCGUCAUUUGCAAUGUGGAGACUGUUGAUCAGCUCGCUAAUUACACCUCUCUCUCUGUUCCUCUCUCUCUUCCUCUCUCUCCCACCCUCUCUCAUUCGCCCUCUCUCUUCCAUUCCCAGAGUGCAUAUCGGGAAUAGACACACAAAGACAUGCGCACUCAACUUAAUCAGCCAUUUUUUUAAACAGGGCUAAAACGAUAAUAAUUAGCAGAAUAAAGACAUAUCGGAUUUUCCUUUCCUUUCCGCAGUUUCUCGACCGCUCCACAACCGAACUGAGAGGCUGCAGUCGAGACAUCUUUCACCGCUCGGACCCAAAGGAUAGCUUUCAUACCGCUUGCCAUUUUGUAUGUUUAUUUUUUUUCAAUAAAGUUGGGAGGAUUAUACAUUUUUUCCCCUUUUUCCAUUUUUGUGUUAUCAUAUUUCGCAACUAUUGGAUGUGACUUUGUUUUCAAACCAAAAACAGGAGAAGAAAGGGAACGAACUGCGGGGGGUAGAAAGUCCCUGUCCGGCUGGAUGAGAUGAGAGCCCCAUGUAGCGGUCGCCAUGGCAACCUGUGACUCCCCUUCUAUGGUCUUGCGGCAGGAAAAUGGUCAGAAGCUGUUGUUGCUGCCAACAGGGCCGCGUGACGCAGAGAAGACCGAGAGAGACCGAACUGCAGUUGCCGCUGGGAUGGAUCCCAACUCUGACACCAAUCACACCGUCGCUGCACCAGAGCACAGCCCAGCUUCCCCCAAUAAUACCACAGACACCGGCAGCCCGCUGAAGACUGAGCAGCACAGCCGCAUAGAAAGCUUUACCGGAAACGGGACUGUUACCGGGACCGGGAUUAUUGUAUUGGGUACGGACCAUGCCCACACUGCUGCUUCACUGGUGGCCCCAGUGAAGGAGAUCCCCUGUAACGAAUGUUCCACCUCCUUCUCCAGUUUACAGCAGUACAUGGAGCACCACUGCCCCAACACUCGUCUGCCUAACGCAGCAGGGCGGGAAGAGGAGGAGGAGGAGGGCGAGAGUGAGGGAGAGGGGAAGCCUGAUGUAGUGGCGGAGGUGUGUGAAAGAGACAGCGAGAUGGAGGAUGAGUUAGAAGAUAGUGACGUAGAGAACCUGUGCGGCGAGAUCGUCUACCAGCCCGACGGAUCUGCCUUCAUCCUGGAGGACUCCAAAGAGCAUCGCAGUGGUGCCUCCCAGGGGCUUCUGUCCCUCAGCCCCCACAAUCCCACCGCUGCCACCAAUAAUGCACAUAGCGGUUUGACGGCCCAUGGGGGGGAUCAGGACCAGGCGGAGCUGCCUGCAACUGCACCCAUGUCCUUCUGCCCACAGGUCAUCAACACUUUCCACAUUGCGUCAUCCCUCGGGAAAGCAUUCCCGGGUGACCCAGUGGCAAAAUCGUCAUUCCCAAAUACCUCAGCAUUCGUAGGCGCGAGCGGCCCGGUGUUGCACAGUUUCCGCGUCUACGACCUUCGCCACAAGAACGACAAAGACUAUUUGACGGUCGACGGCGCAGCCAAAAACUCCUGUGUGUCCAAAGAUGUUCCCAACGAUGUGGACUUGUCCAAGUUCCAGGGCUGUGUGAGUGAUGGACAGAGGAAGCCAGUGCUCAUGUGUUUCCUCUGCAAGCUGUCGUUUGGCUACAGCCGGUCGUUUGUGACGCAUGCCGUCCACGACCACCGGAUGACGCUCAACGAGCAGGAGCAAAAGCUCCUGAGCAACAAGCACGUCUCUGCCAUCAUCCAGGGGAUUGGCAAGGACAAAGAACCUCUUAUAAGCUUUCUGGAACCAAAAAAAUCCACCAACUCUGUGCUACCCCACUUUUCUACUGCCGCUAGCUUCCUGGGUCCCGAUUCAGGGUUCCACGGCCUGUGGAACACGUUCCAUGCUGAGAACACUGAUUCCCUCCAGGCCGGGUUUGCUUUCCUGAAAGGGAGCGUGAGCUCUAACCCCGCCAACCAAACCCCCAGAACCCCACCAAUGCCAAAGGCCGAGACCCAUCCAAAUAUCGGGGGUGUGACCGGAACCUCCCUCAGAACCCACGCCAGUUCUGCUUCCCUUAUUCACUCAUCUCCCAUGGCGACUGUCUUGGAGCGGGAUUCUCCCGAGAGCGACUGCGAGGGCUUUCCUCCAUGCACUUUGCAUCCCAACGGACCCGGGUCGGACCUGAACUCAUACCCGCUGAUCAAACGUGAGCCUGCUGCAGAAGGAGGACAGAGUCCAGAAGAAGACAGGGACGACAUUUACUUCAAUGGAGGGGUGGAGAUUGAGACAGAGGAUGACGAACCGGCUGGCGACAGCACUAGUAGCAAAGAUUUCCCUAUUUUAAACCAAAGCAUUUGCCACAUGUCUAACAGCGUGCUGAAGUACAGCGUCAACAAAGGCCCCUUGUCCUUCUCUUCCUCCUCCCGUGAGGAGAUGGAGAAGAAUCAGAUAAACUCAGACCUAGCCAGAGAUAGAGAUAGCAGUAACGACUCAUCCAGUGAAGUCCUGGCUGGUCCAGAUGGCUCUUCCCCCUCCUCUCACCUGAUGAUGCCACGAGACGAAGAGAGUCCGGGACCCCUGCACCAGCAUGGGGGAAACCCUGGCACUCCUGGCACACCGGGUACCCCUGGACAAGGCGAGGGGUCCCCAGGCAGUUGCAUUGAGUGCCCUAAAUGUGACACGUUGCUAGGGUCCUCCCGAUCCUUAGGAGGGCACAUGACCAUGAUGCACUCUCGUAACUCCUGCAAGACACUGAAGUGUCCCAAGUGUAACUGGCACUACAAGUACCAGCAGACACUGGACGCCCACAUGAAGGAGAAGCACCCAGAGUCUGGAGGGUCCUGUGUGUACUGUCGUACUGGGCAAGCUCACCCACGCCUGGCCCGGGGAGAGAGUUAUACAUGUGGAUACAAGCCGUUCCGCUGCGAGGUGUGUAACUAUUCCACCACGACCAAGGGCAACCUGAGCAUCCACAUGCAGUCGGACAAGCACCUGAACAACGUUCAGACCCUGCAGAAUGGGGGCACUGAACCUCAGUACACCCACACUCACACACACAGCCACAGCCACACCCACUCCCCCUGCCAUAGCCAUGCCAAGCCCAUGCCCAGCAGCAGCCUGGCGGGGGGCUGUGGUACCCCCUCGCCGUCCAAGCCCAAACAGAAGCCCAUGUGGCGUUGUGAGGUGUGUGACUACGAGACCAACGUGGCGAGGAACCUACGCAUCCACAUGACCAGUGAGAAACACAUGCACAACAUGAUGCUGCUGCAACAGAACAUGAAGCAGAUUCAACACGGUCUGCACCUGGGUCUGGCCCCGGCCGAGGCUGAGCUCUACCAGUACUACCUGGCUCAGAACAUCAGCCUGACCGGGGUCAAGCUGGAGAGCCCCGGCCCAGACGCCCAGAUGAUUAUUAACCCUUUCCAGCUGGACCCCAAUACGGCUACUGCACUCAGCUCUGGGCUAGUGAAUAAUGACUUGUCUGCGGAGCUGCGUCUGGCCAGUGGUCAGCUGAUGGCUGACGACCUGUCCGUCCUCUCCGGCGGCAGUGGCGAGCUCUCCCCACCCAUCAGUGACCCGUCGGUCCACAUCUACCAGUGUUCCAUCUGCAGUCGCUUCACCUCCGACAGCCUUGAGGCGCUGGGCGCCCACGUCAACGCGGAACGCACCCUGCCCGAGGACGAGUGGCGUGGCAUUGUGGGAGAUGUGUACCAGUGCAAGCUGUGCACCUACAACACCCAGCUCAAGGCCAACUUCCAGCUGCACUGUAAGACAGACAAACACAUGCAGAAGCAUCAGCUGGUGGCGCACAUCAAGGAAGGAGGGAAAGCCAACCAGUGGAGGUUGAAGUGCGUCGCCAUCGGCAACCCCGUGCAUCUGAAGUGCAACGCGUGCGACUACUACAGCAACAGUGUGGAUAAACUGCGGCUGCACGCCACCAACCAACGACACGAGGCUGCCAUUAGGCUGUACAAGGUACCGUUCAAUUCCGUUAUGACAUCCUCCACAACCGUACUGGUAGACACACAGCAGCUAUCAACUCACAAACCAACACAGCAUCACCGUGGUAACAAGCCUAGGCCACCUUAAUAACAUGAUGCACCGAACUGGUAGACACAGGUACUGGUACUGGUACUCCCUCACUCCUCUAUUUCCCUACUCCCUCUAUCCUCUACUCCCUCUAUCCUCUAUUCCCUACUCCCUCCAUCCUCUA